GCAGCGCAGCGUGGCGCGCACACCCAAAGCCUCUGCGCUUUGAGAUCCCCGGCACAGGCACAGACCCAGACCCCCGGGGGCUCUGAGGUCCGGUGGUGCGGGGGGUGGGCUUGCCCGAAGCCGCCCCCCGGGGGAUGCUGGGCGCCGCCCCCUCCGUGAAGAUGGAGGCGCACGAGCUGAGCGAAUGGAGCUACUUUCCAGAGGCUUCAGAGGUCUACCCACCAGUGACACCGAUGAGCACAAUGACCCCACUCAACUCCUACAUGACCCUGAGCCCCCUAAGCCCCCCAUACCCACCUCCUGGCCUCCCAGCCUCCCCCCUUCCGGCUGGUCCCCUGGCCCCAGCAGCGCCCCCAGCGCCCUUGGGGCCUCCGUUCCCAGGCCUGGGUCCCAGCGGAGGCAGCGGAGGGGGCCCUGGGUAUUCUGGCCCGGGACCUGUGUUGGGCCGGCCGAAGGAGGCCCCGAAGAGCGGGUACCGCCGUCCUCUGGCCCAUGCCAAACCCCCCUAUUCCUACAUUUCCCUUAUCACCAUGGCCAUCCAGCAGGCCCCCGGCAAGAUGCUCACCCUGAAUGAGAUCUACCAGUGGAUCAUGGACCUUUUCCCUUACUACCGAGAGAACCAGCAGCGAUGGCAAAACUCCAUCCGCCACUCGCUCUCCUUCAACGAUUGCUUUGUCAAGGUAGCCCGCUCCCCGGACAAGCCUGGCAAAGGCUCUUACUGGGCCCUCCACCCCGGAUCUGGCAACAUGUUUGAGAACGGCUGCUAUCUGCGACGACAGAAACGCUUCAAGUUGGAGGAGAAGGUCAAGAAGGCUGACGGGGGGGCUGGGGGGUCGGGGGGCCGAGGAGCAGCCGGGGCAGCCUCGGCCUCCUUGUCUUCCUCCCCACCUCCACCACCUGGGCCCCCUCCUCAGGAGGCAGAGGCCCCGGGUGGGGGGGAGGGAACGGCAGGGACCCUGAACUGCAGUUCGCCCCCACCCUCUGGGGGGCCCUAUUUUUCUGGCUUGGAGCUCCCUGGGGAGCUGAAGCUGGAUGUCCCCUAUAACUUCAACCACCCCUUCUCUAUUAGUAACCUAAUGUCGGAGCAGGCGGGGCCGACCCCGCUGCCACAGGCAGCUCCCAAGCUGGACGUGGGCUUCCCUGCCUAUGGGGCAGAGAGCGGGGGUGGACUUGGUGAGGCUGGCGUCUACUACCAGGGCCUGUAUACCCGCUCUCUGCUCAACGCAUCCUAGCCAUGGGGAACAGAGAGUGGAGUGGAGAGGAAGGGGUGGGCCUGGGAUGUCAGGGUGAGAUGCAGCCAUCAUCUGCAGGGACUGGCCCCACUCCUGUGUCUGUCAGAAACAACUGCUGUCUUGGCUGGCGUUUCAAUUGAUCCCAUCGGUCAUCAUGAUGGUUCUCAUCCUCACCUCUUUCUGGCCACCAUUUUAGUUGGUGUCUUGGUUUAUCUCAUUGGCUGCCAUUUCCCCCUCCAUGUUACAAUAAUCUAAAUUGUGAUUGGUUUAAGAGUCAGUGGAGAUUGGGGGUUCAGUUGGAGCUGCUCCCCUUGAACCCUUCCCUUAACUGGGCCGUCAAGAGUAGUGAGGGGACUGUGGCCAGGAAAGGGUUACCCCUUUUCCAUGGCUUUUGAGCUUGGACAUUAAAGCUUUUCUCUCCCCUCUCA
Molecule: messenger RNA, 1660 nt
Organism: Dromiciops gliroides (monito del monte)
Lineage: Eukaryota; Metazoa; Chordata; Mammalia; Microbiotheria; Microbiotheriidae
Gene: FOXA3
Product: forkhead box A3
Exons: 2
Coding region: 135-1232 (365 amino acids)
Biological process (GO): cell differentiation; anatomical structure morphogenesis; regulation of transcription by RNA polymerase II
Molecular function (GO): DNA-binding transcription factor activity, RNA polymerase II-specific; RNA polymerase II cis-regulatory region sequence-specific DNA binding
Source: RefSeq, a predicted model, not a curated record